AUGCUCUGUUCUUUCUUCGUUUAUUCUUUUUUUCGUUCUUCAUUUUCCUUGACGCCCCUUUUUUCUUUUUUCUUGAUUUUAAUUGGCUGUCUGUGUGUCUUUCUUAUCUUCUUCCUUGCUUGCAACAAUCUCUUUUUUUUCUCUGAAGACUUCUUUCGUUAUUUUUUCACACCUUCUUUACAACUUUUUACCCUUUGUUUUCUCCGAAUAUUUCUUUCUUUCCAUCUUUUUUCUUUCUUUUUGUCAGUCUGUCUUUAUUUCUUCUCACCUUCCUUACAACCUUUUACCAUUUGUUUUUUCUCUGAAUAUUUCUUUCUUUCUUUCUUUCUUUCUUUCUUUCUUUCUUUGUCUUUCUUUCUUUCUUUCUUUCUUUCUUUCUUUCUUUCUUUGUCUGUCUUUCUUUCUUUCUUUCUUCUGCCCUCCCUUAGAACAUUUUGCUCUCUGUUGUUUAUCCGAAUAUUUCUUUCUUUCUUUCAUUCAUUCAUUCAUUCUUUCUUUCUUUCUUUUUUUCUUUUUUUCUUUUUGUCUUUCUUUCUUCUCGCCUUCCUUACAGCCUUUUGCCUUUUUCUGUCUGUCUCUCUUCUCAACUUCCUUACAACAUUUUACUCUGUUUUUCUCAGAAUAUUUCUAUCUAUUUUUCUUUCUUUCUUUCUUUCUUUCUUUCUUUCUUUCUUUCUUUCUUCUCCCAUUUUUUUUUCUUUGACUUUCUUUCAUUUUCUUUCCUUCAUUCUUUCUUCCUUUUCAUUUUCCUUAGUUAAAUUUUUUCGUCGUCUCUUCUACUUUUCUCCAUUCUCCUUUUCAUUCUUUCCUUACUUUUUUUUAGUAUCUUUCUUUCAUCAAACUUUCAUUCACUUACAUUCCUUUGCUCUGUUCUUCCGUCCCUUCUUCCUUUCUUUCUCUCAUUAUUUUCUACUUCCUCUUCAUUUUCGUUCUCUACGUCUUAUUCCAUCCUUUUUUCUCAAACAUCUAAUCCUUCUUUAUUUCUUCCUUCCUCAUUUUCUUUCAUUGUUCCAACCAAUAUUUUCUUUCUUCCCUAUUUUCAAAACUAGUGUCUCUUCCUUUCUUCCCUGCGUCUCUUUCGUUCCUUGUUCUCGCCUCUUCAUAUUCUUAAUAGGAUUCUAUGAGUUUCGUGGAAGUUUUUAA
This is a messenger RNA of Acanthosepion pharaonis, 1143 nucleotides long. The record is from the annotation of a GenBank genome assembly. NCBI's taxonomy places the organism in Eukaryota, Metazoa, Mollusca, Cephalopoda, Sepiida, Sepiidae.